AAAAGAAUAAAGUGUGCUCGAGAGACCUACCGCCGCCGCCCGCACAACAAGAAAACAGAUAAAACAUCCACCCACUAAUCAUCAUGGAGGUCGCCGGGUUAGCUUUGGGGGGUCUUGGGGUCUUGGGCGUUGCAGAUGUUUGUCUUCGAGUCGGCCAGAACCUCCUUCAACGAUACAGGGACGUCCAAGAAGCCCACAAAGAUGUGGAAGGCCUAAAGUUUCGGGUAGAAAAUGUCUGGUUACAUAUUGCAAUCCAAUUAACGACGGUUAAGAGUUCCGAGAAAGAAGUUCACCAAGUCCUCACAGACCAUAUAGCGGAGCUUCUCAAUAAACUACAGUACUACUUGCACACUGCCUACAGAAAUCUCGAAAAGCUACAGGAUAGAAGAGGGAGAGCGAGAGUGAUAAAGUUCGCUUUUUUCCUAAAGUCAUCGUUGGAGAAGGAUGUAUCGGUGCUGGAGAGGUGGAGGGAUAUGUUUAAUUCAACUUUUUACAUGCUAUCGAUACCGAAAAACCCCGCGCUAGAUCGAAUCCUGUCGAUGGAAGUCCAAAAGAAUCAGCCCGAUAAUAGUCCUGUGACCGCUGUCAAAGCGAUCCGUGACGUCCUCGCCGACGAACCCACGAAACAGCUCACGCCAGUCUGGCUGGAACCCGUGAAGAUGUAUUUCCCAAACCCCAUUGGCUACUCCGGGGCUUAUAUCGUUUUCGAUAAUACUACCAACAUGAGAUACAUUAUGGAAACUAUUACUGUUGAUCCGGGUCGAAGAGACUACAAGCAACUCGACAAGGACGUGACAAAGCUGGCAAGUGUGCUUAGGGAAUCCAGGGGUGUCCCGGGAGUCCUGGCUUGCAGGGGAGUCGUCAGGCAGCAGAGGAGCGAUGGGGCCCCUGAAAAAUUUGAGUUUAUAUUGGAGAUGCCCCACAGACUCGACCAGAGCCCCGAGUGCCUCCGAACUGUUCUCCAGAGAUCGACCAACGAGCCACAUCCCCUCGAGGAGCGCGUCCUUCUCGCCAAACAGAUUGCAAAGGCAGUCAUGUUCGUACACAACCUCAACUUUGUCCACAAGAACAUGCGUCCCGAGACUAUCCUUGUCUUCCCCAAUCCCGGGAAAACUCUUGGCAUCCCAUUCCUCGUCGGUUUCCAGAUGUUCCGGUCCGCGGACGGGGUCACCUACAGGGCCGGCGAUGAGUCCUGGUCGAAUAACCUCUACCGCCACCCCAGUCGCCAGGGAACCCUCCCGGAUCAUGUGUAUAGGAUGCAGCACGACAUCUACAGCCUGGGCGUCAUCCUGCUGGAAAUCGGCCUAUGGUCCCCGUUUGUGAACGAGGAGGGGGGGCCCGCUGCAGCAUUGUCGCAGAUUGUGCAUAUCCUCCAAGACAGGGAUCAAAGGAAGAGGGCCGCCCGGAUCAAGAAGGUGUUGAUGGCCAUGGCGUACAACUACUUGCCACCGAGGAUGGGAACCAAGUAUACGGACAUUGUGAUCGCGUGCCUCACGUGUUUGGAUAGAGACUCGGAGUUGGGUAACGAAAGUGAAUUCCUCGAGGACGACGGUGUCUUGGUUGGUGUGAGAUAUACCCAACAGAUUUUGGGCGUGCUGGAAGAAAUUGAUGUUUGAGGUAUGAAAACGGGCGUUGCGCUAUGAUUUGGAUCCUAUCAUCGCUCCCCCCAUCUCUUUGGCAUUAUUUUCUCUUUUGGAAUGUUCUGUCUGAGAUUCUGCGGAUUUGUUAAAAAAUUCUUUGCGCGACUUGCUUGUGUUCUAUGCUCUCUAAAUCUGUCUUCUUUUUCUAUUUUUUUCCUCCUAGCAUCAUAGUAGCCCUACAACCACUUGAGCCCAGCGGUAUCAUACCACGCGUGUUGCUAUGGCUUUCUCCUCGCA
Molecule: messenger RNA, 1877 nt
Organism: Tuber melanosporum (Perigord truffle)
Lineage: Eukaryota; Fungi; Ascomycota; Pezizomycetes; Pezizales; Tuberaceae
Exons: 4
Coding region: 84-1616 (510 amino acids)
Biological process (GO): protein phosphorylation
Molecular function (GO): ATP binding; protein kinase activity
Source: RefSeq, a predicted model, not a curated record